This is a messenger RNA of Mya arenaria, 1340 nucleotides long. RefSeq lists its product as uncharacterized. The record is from RefSeq and is a predicted model, not a curated record. NCBI's taxonomy places the organism in Eukaryota, Metazoa, Mollusca, Bivalvia, Myida, Myidae. The coding region runs from base 114 to 482 and encodes 122 amino acids. The transcript is spliced from 5 exons.
CAAGGUUUCAUUGAGUUUUAUUAAUAGACUUCCUUAUUUGUGCGGAUUAUUGGUAGGAGAACGGGGAAAGUAUCUACUAUAAACUUAUUUAAGGAAAAUAGAUUAAAAAGGAAAUGGCACAUUUUGUCGUGUUGAUUCUGGUUGUUUUGGGAAUGGACGUUUUAUAUGCAUCUGGAAAGUCUUUCCACUAUUUAGAAAGUGCCCAAAAGUUCGGAGAAAACAACCUGUGCAAGACUCAAGACCAGAGACAGAUGCUCCAGAAGGCAUUACUUGGAAAGGUCUGUUCAUCAUCUGAUAAGCAGAGCAACAAGGGCUUCAACAAUGAUGACUUCAUGCUGUACGUAGUCCACACCCUUUGCAAAGAUACAAGCGGCUGGCUUGCUGAUUGGGUGCUGAAAAACGUGGAUACUGAUGAAGAUGGACGGGUAUCCCAUUUUGAGGAGAACAUGUUCUACAACAACAACGAACUAUCGACGAAAUAGAUACAAUGUAGCUUCCAGUUGUACUUUUGAACACAUCCGGUCUGGUUUGACAAGGAUCUGGAUUGCUGGUCAAUCCGUAUUGUAUUCUCAGCCAUUAUUGGACACUUCUGGUUGUUGGGGAUGUUUUUGGAUUGCUGGUCAAUACGUUUUAGAAACUCAUUAAUUAGGAGCAAAAGGGGCUAUUUUGCCUUCUUCUUUAUGUUAUUUGCUUAAUUACUCUUUUCACGACCAAUGAACGUUCUAACUGUGAUAUGUGUGUGCAAUGUGUGUGAUAUAUUUACACAGCAUUCGUUAAUAUUUUUUCUCUUUAAUUGUUAUUUGUUGUACAAUGCUUUCCUAAAUAGUUCAUUGUCUUAAUAAUAGUACAAUACACCCAUUUAUAGUUUGUUACAGUUACUUAACAAUAUAUAUAUAGCAAACAUCGAGGGGGACACUGAAAAUUCUAAUUGACAUUUAUAACUAAUUUAAGAGUCAAUUUUAUAAAACAAUAAACACGUACACGCAAAAACAAGUUGUUAAGUUUUCGCACAAUGGCAUUUUAAUGGGCUGAGAUGGAGGGGGGGGGCGGGCUCAUAUAUAUUAAUGCUCAUUUGUUGCGAGUGUUUCUUUAAAUUAUAGUGCUUAGAAGUGCAGAGGGUUCGACGCACUGCUAACUUAUUUUUUUUUCCUUCGAUACCGGCUGUGACACGCCUUGUUAUGUUCUGUAAUACCUGUCAUACACGUUAAUUACCAAACUGUUAGUCUUAAUCAUUGCAAUACGAUGUUUAAUUUAAUUUAUCAUCUUGCAUUUUGUGUAGCUUUAACACCAUCAGAAUUUAUAUAAAAAAAAUAUAAAAAAAACUAUGUCAAACUAUUUAC